GGGAGCCCCGCCCGGGCAGGAGCGUGUGCGCCCCUCCCCCCGCGCUUGUCUCCCACCCCAGCUGCACCUCCGGGACAGGUGAGCAAGCACUGACUCUCCAACGAUGAUCAGAGCUUGGAACUGAGCAGGGGAACAAACUCUCCGGAGCAGGUUCAGCUCAACAACUAAGGGUAGCCUCAGAUGAUCUCAAAAAGGGGGAGAAAAUGACUAUGAUGGCUCACCAGUCCUCUUCUUGGAUCUUCAUCAAUGAGAGGACAUUCAUUACCAGGGAACAACUUAAUUCUUUAUUGAAGACCUAUAACAUCUUUUAUAGGAACCAGAAAAAUCUGCAUAUUUUAUACGGACAGACUGACGAUGGUAAACUAAUUGUUGAAGGAACGCUGGACAUUUUCUGGGGAGUAAAGCGGCCUAUACAACUGAAAAUACAAGAUGAGAAGCAAAUCCCUUCUUUCACUGUGCUGAAGUCACCAGAUGUCUUUUCCAAAAGGGGAAUGACACGCUGGGGAGAAUUUGAUGAUCUUUACCGUAUUAGUGAUUUGGACAGGACUCAGAUUCCAGUGUCUGGAGCAACAGAUUCCCAGGAAGAUGAUUUAUCUUAUCACAGUAGCACUCUGAAGCUUCAUGCAGAUGAAGAACCUGAAUCCCCGUUGCUCUAUAGAACCAUGAGUGAAGCAACCCUGGUGAGAAAAAGGAUGAAGCCUCCGAUGAUGGACAGAAAGGACAGACAGAAGCAUAGGGCCUCUAUUAACGGACACGUUUAUAAUCAUGAAACAUCAAUUUUCACUCCAGCCUUUGGAUCAGAAACUAAGGUCAGAAUAAACAGUAAUAUGAGAACUGAAGAAGUAAUAAAGCAAAUUCUCCAAAAAUUUAAGAUUGAAAAUAGUGCCCAGGAUUUUGCACUUUACAUUAUUUUUGCAACAGGAGAGCAGAGACGGCUAAAGAAAACAGACAUUCCGCUACUGCAUAGACUCCUACAGGGACCAUCCAAAAAGAAUGCUCGCAUUUUCCUCAUGGAUAAAGAUGCAGAAGAAAUUAGCAGUGAUGUGGCUCAGUAUAUUAACUUUCAUUUUUCUCUCCUGGAAUCCAUCCUUCAAAGAUUAAAUGAAGAAGAGAAAAGAGAGAUUCAAAGAACAAUAGCAAAAUUCAGUACAGAAAAGGCUAUCAUACUGAAAUGUCUUCGAAGUAAACAGGUAAUAAAAACAGAGACAACAGUUUAGCAAUACAGGUCACUAUUGCUAAAACACUUCAACAAAAUUAGA
Molecule: messenger RNA, 1259 nt
Organism: Eubalaena glacialis (North Atlantic right whale)
Lineage: Eukaryota; Metazoa; Chordata; Mammalia; Artiodactyla; Balaenidae
Gene: RASSF6
Product: Ras association domain family member 6
Exons: 11
Coding region: 204-1217 (337 amino acids)
Biological process (GO): signal transduction
Source: RefSeq, a predicted model, not a curated record